CCAUUCGACAAUAUAAUCUGAAAUUUAUCGACAAAGCAGACAUGCAACCUUAUCCUCAUCGUCAAUGGAAGUUUUAAUGGUCCUGCCUGAGCCUGCGAGAGGCGUCGACUGUUCCACCGUUGAACUCGAAAAUGGCGUCCAACCUUCUCAGACUUCAGACUCGGACCAUAACGCACAAACAUCCCUCAACUCCAUUGUCAACUAGCUCAAGGGUCUCUCAUCUUGCUCCCUCUUUCAAGUUUCCUGCCCAUCAGCUUCAUUCCCAUGUCAUCUUCCCUAUCCACUCCUCUCUGUCUUCUUCAAACCCACCGGCCUCGAAGGAAGAAGCCAUCCUUCAAGCGAAAACCUGCCUCUCAACCACCCUAGAGAAGCCCCUUAACAACCCGAAGCUCACCGGCAAGCUCAAGAAACUCAAGCAGCCCAGGUUCCAGGUUGAGAUCCCGGUCAUCGAUGACUCACCUGACUCGCUCUCCGGGCUCGCCGCCGAAGUUUUCCGUGACCUGCCCAUCAAGAGGAAAGGCUCACCUGUCAAGGUUCUGUUGCUGUGGCCAAACCGGGAAGCAGCAGAAAACGCCUCCAAGUCGAUCUCAUCGAGCAAGAUUGUGAUCAGCCAUGUGGACAUAUCAUCUAUUCUCGAUGAUGGUGAUCCGAGGAUGUUGGGCUCUGGUGACGUGGCAGUGUUCUUGGCACCGGAAUCUUCCCAGAUUGUGGUUAUAAAGACAAUUACUGAAGCUCUAUACCCGAAGCCGGUCGUGCUAUUCAACCCGAGGUGGGUUUUCGAGGAAGAGGAGAGCUUCGGGGAGAUGGGCGGCUUCGUGGGUUCGUUCGAGGUGAUAUAUUCAUUCAUGGGCUUGGAGGUGAAAGGGAUCUUGAGCAAGAGGAAAGGGGUGGUUUUCAAGUGUGUGAGGGAUGGAGUGUUGAGUGGGGAAAGGUGGGCUGUUCUUGUCGAAGAAGAAGGCGGGGAGUUGAAGGUCAUCUCAAGGUUCAAGUCUCGGCCAUCCAUUGGUGAAGUCGAGAGCGUGCUGUAUAACUUGAUGGCCAUCAAUUCUCCGAUCACAAAGUCCGCAAAGUUGUUGAGAGAUUUGGUCUCAAAUGUUACCGGGAAGAAGUAAACCUAUUAGGAUGUUAUUCUUCUGUUUUUCAGCUGCACUGAUUGCUCAUAUGAAUGAAAGGUUGAAACUUUGAGCUAAUUGUCAAUCUCAUUCUGCUGAAUUGAGAGUAUUUCUCGAAGUUGUCUAAAACUGAAGGGAGUUUUUAAUCAUGCUGAAUAAGUUUCUCUAUCUUCAUACAUUCAGCAUUGCAUUAUUUCGAACAAUUUCUAAGUGUUCCACUUUCUAGGGAUAAAUCCGAGUGUAGGGAUUGAAAGAUUUACAUGAGCCUGCAGCUGUUCUCUUUUUUAUGUA
Punica granatum (pomegranate) is the source of this 1403-nucleotide messenger RNA. NCBI's taxonomy places the organism in Eukaryota, Viridiplantae, Streptophyta, Magnoliopsida, Myrtales, Lythraceae. The record is from RefSeq and is a predicted model, not a curated record.